UCUAUCAGGGCUUAGCCUCCAACUUGUUUCAAUUCAUUCAUCCUUUUCUCCUCUGCUUCGGGGAAGUGACUGUGGCACUCGCUGUGUUUGGCUGCUGGAAAUCAGAAGGAAGGAGACUGAGCAGCCCCUUCCCUUCACCCUAUUGCAGUUUCCAGAUGCAAGUCUCUCCAAGUUGCUGUCUAAGAUGAGAAACACAGAAAUGUGGCAUUUCUAUGUGAGCAGAGUUGGAUUUCUUUUCCUGGUUAGUAUUCUUCCUUUAACAACUGGCCAAGGGGAAUCAAGACGACAAGAACCAGGGGACUUUGUGAAGCAAGAUAUUGGCGGACUCUCUCCCAAGCAUGCUCCAGAUAUUCCUGAUGACAGCACUGAUAACAUCACCAUUUUCACUAGAAUCUUGGAUCGGCUUCUGGAUGGCUAUGAUAACCGACUUCGACCUGGGCUUGGAGAUGCAGUGACUGAAGUGAAGACAGACAUCUAUGUGACCAGUUUUGGCCCUGUGUCUGACACUGACAUGGAAUAUACUAUUGAUGUAUUUUUUAGACAGACGUGGCACGAUGAAAGACUGAAAUUUGAUGGACCCAUGAAGAUCCUUCCACUGAACAAUCUUCUGGCUAGUAAGAUAUGGACUCCUGACACCUUCUUCCACAAUGGCAAGAAGUCAGUGGCUCACAAUAUGACCACACCGAACAAGCUGCUUAGACUGGUAGACAAUGGGACCCUUCUCUAUACAAUGAGGUUAACAAUACAUGCUGAAUGUCCUAUGCAUUUGGAAGAUUUCCCCAUGGAUGUGCAUGCCUGCCCACUGAAAUUUGGAAGCUACGCCUAUACCAAAGCUGAAGUGAUUUAUUCUUGGACUCUUGGGAAGAACAAAUCUGUGGAAGUAGCACAGGAUGGUUCUCGCCUGAAUCAAUAUGACUUGCUUGGACAUGUUGUUGGGACAGAGAUAAUCCGGUCUAGUACAGGAGAAUAUGUCGUCAUGACAACCCACUUUCAUCUGAAGAGAAAAAUUGGCUACUUUGUCAUCCAAACCUACUUGCCAUGUAUCAUGACUGUCAUUCUGUCACAGGUGUCUUUCUGGCUUAAUAGAGAAUCUGUCCCUGCCCGUACAGUCUUUGGUGUCACCACUGUUCUCACUAUGACCACCUUAAGUAUCAGUGCCAGAAACUCCUUACCUAAAGUGGCAUACGCGACGGCCAUGGACUGGUUCAUAGCCGUCUGUUAUGCCUUUGUAUUUUCUGCACUGAUUGAAUUUGCCACUGUCAACUACUUCACUAAACGAAGUUGGGCUUGGGAAGGCAAGAAGGUACCAGAAGCUCUGGAGAUGAAGAGGAAAACACCAGCAGCCCCAACAAAGAAAACAAGCACCACUUUCAACAUUGUGGGAACCACCUAUCCUAUGAACCUGGCCAAGGAUGCUGAGUUCUCCACCAUCUCCAAGGGUGCCACUCCCAGUGCUUCUUCAACUCCAACAGUCAUUGCUUCACCCAAGGCCACUUAUGUGCAGGACACCCCUGCUGAGACCAAGACCUACAACAGUGUCAGCAAGGUUGACAAAAUCUCCCGCAUCAUCUUUCCUGUGCUCUUUGCCAUAUUCAAUCUUGUCUAUUGGGCCACAUAUGUGAACCGGGAAUCGGCUAUCAAGGGCAUGAUCCGCAAACAAUAGAUUAUAGUGGUGGCACAGCAACCAGAGCACUGUAUACCCCAUGAAGCAUCCAAACACCCAAAACCCAGGGCUCCCUUCAUCUUCAUGUGUUUCAU
Messenger RNA from Phodopus roborovskii (desert hamster), 1758 nucleotides. It is a transcript of the gene Gabra3, whose product is annotated as gamma-aminobutyric acid type A receptor subunit alpha3. Gene Ontology annotation, cellular component: neuron projection; synapse; dendrite membrane. The record is from RefSeq and is a predicted model, not a curated record. Gene Ontology annotation, biological process: monoatomic ion transmembrane transport; chloride transport; synaptic transmission, GABAergic. Gene Ontology annotation, molecular function: transmitter-gated monoatomic ion channel activity involved in regulation of postsynaptic membrane potential; GABA-gated chloride ion channel activity; inhibitory extracellular ligand-gated monoatomic ion channel activity. Lineage: Eukaryota; Metazoa; Chordata; Mammalia; Rodentia; Cricetidae. Bases 185 to 1663 code for a protein of 492 amino acids. The transcript has 11 exons.